AUGAAGUUCUUAUCCUCCCUCGUCGUCCUCGGUCUUUCUGCCCAGGCUCUUGCAAGCCCUUACGUUGAUCACCAGGCUACCAAGGACCAGCGUGAUGUAAAUGUUUUCAAGCAGGUCCUCGAACAUAUUAACCUCGAUGUGCAGAAAUUCGACCAGGAUAUCACUCAAUACCAGGGCGGUGAUCCCACAGUCCUUCUCGCUGACUCUAAUGCUAUUAUCAAAACCACUGAGGAAGGCAUUCAGAGAAUCGGACCUCAGCCUCCCCUUAGUGUCACUGAGGCCCUUGCCCUUGUUGGCCCUGUUCAGGGUGUAAACAAGUUGAUUAUGAAGGCUGUCGAUCACCUUAUUGAAAAGAAGGAUCCUCUUGUUGGUGGGGGUUAUGGUCCUCAAGUCAAGGAUAGUCUUGAGAGGCAGGCCCAUGCUGCGAGUCAACUCAGCGAGUUAGUCUCCUCAAAGGUCCCUAGUCCACUCGCCCCAAUUUCCAAACAGCUCUCCGAUCAGGUCGCCAAAGCCCUCCAGAAAGGUAUCCAAGCCUUCUCCAUUAGCGCUCGCCAGGCCACCAAGGUAAAGCGUGAGGCCACCAAGGUCCAGCGUGAUAUUUCUGCUUUCCAGAAGGUCAUCCGGGAUAUUAGCUUGGCUGUGAACAAGUUUAAUGUUGAUAUUGAGCGUUACGUGGGCGGUGAUGCUUCUCAUCUUCUCGCUGACGGUAAUGUACUUAUCAAAGCUACUCUGGACGGCGUUCAGUCCCUCCAAAAUGAGCCUCCGCUUAGCUCCAUGGAAGCCCUUGCCCUUGUUGGCCCUGUUCAGGAUUUAAGCAAUCAAAUCCUACUAGCUAUUCAGAAUCUUAUUGGUAAGAAGGAACCUCUUGUUCAGGCUGGUUUUGGUGGUAAAGUCGAGAACAAUCUUAGGCAACAGGAGGAGGCUGCCCAAAAACUCAGCGAAUUGGUCUCCACAAAGGUCCCCCCCGAACUCGCCGACAUUUCCCGACAGCUCUCCGAUGGUAUCGCUGCUGGCAUCAAGAAAGGUAUUGAUGCCUUCGCCGGCACUGGCCCCGCCCCCACUACCAGUAGUACCCCCGAAGCCUCUACUGCUCCUGCUCCUGCUCCUGCUCCCUCCACUCCUCCUCAGACGCCUGAAGACACUCUUGUUCCUGCCACAUCUACUCCUGCUCCUGGUCCCGCUCCCACUGCUCCUGAUUCUUCCAUGGUCUGGCCUACCUCUACCACUGCCUCUCCCGAUGUGCAGCCUACCAUCACCAGCUCUGGCACUUCGGUUCCUGCCGCGCCAACUGGCGGUAAUUCUUCGCCCGCCGUCCCUGCUUUCACUGGUGCUGCCAGCGCUAACCAGGUCAGCGGCGCGGUUGGUCUUGCUGCCGGUCUCCUUGCUGUCCUUGCCUUUUAA
Molecule: messenger RNA, 1401 nt
Organism: Talaromyces marneffei
Lineage: Eukaryota; Fungi; Ascomycota; Eurotiomycetes; Eurotiales; Trichocomaceae
Exons: 1
Coding region: 1-1401 (466 amino acids)
Cellular component (GO): extracellular region
Source: RefSeq, a predicted model, not a curated record